Messenger RNA from Kickxella alabastrina, 1396 nucleotides. RefSeq lists its product as uncharacterized. Gene Ontology annotation, biological process: proteolysis. The record is from RefSeq and is a predicted model, not a curated record. The transcript has a single exon. NCBI's taxonomy places the organism in Eukaryota, Fungi, Kickxellomycota, Kickxellomycetes, Kickxellales, Kickxellaceae. Bases 98 to 1315 code for a protein of 405 amino acids. Gene Ontology annotation, molecular function: metalloexopeptidase activity.
AUUUUAUAUUAUUAUAUAUUACUACUACCUUUGCAACAACAGCCACCUCUUUUAUUCAACCCACCCCUCCCAAGCUUCUUACUCCCGCCCCUGCAUAAUGCGCAUUGCCCUGCUCGCUCUCGCUGCCCUCGCCGCCGUGGCCACCACCGUCGCUGCCCGCGAAGUGGGCCACCAGCACCACUUUGGCGCCAGCGGCCACCCGCACCCAUCAAGACCCGCCGAGGACCUGCGCCUUUCGCACGACAUGCAACCUGGCAGCCUCUACGUCUCCGCGCGCCUGAUCAAAGUCAGCGAGCACACCAAGGCGCGCUGGCUGCCGCUAGACGACAUCCUCGCCCUGCGCCGCGCAGGCGUCAAGUUCAUCGACAUAACCGACGCGCAAGAGCUGCACGAGUCCAGCGUGACUGCAUCGUCGUCCGAGUACGUGUCGCGGCUGCCGCAGGUUUUGGGCCGGGGCAAGGAGGUCAACGGCGCGAUUGGCCUUUUGUCGACCGAGCUUUACGGCGAUGUGCUGAGGCCCUUCACAGCGUUCCACAACCGGUACUACGACUCAGAGAACGGGCGCAAGUCAUCCGAGUGGCUGCAGGGCCAGAUCCAGCAGCUUGUGACUGGCACCAGCAAAGCGGGUGCAAACGUCACCGUUGAGGCCUUCAAGCAUCGGUUCCCGCAGUCCUCAAUUAUUCUGCGCUUCCAGGGCGCCUCCGAUGAGAUCGUGGUUGUGUCUGCGCACCAAGACUCGGUCAACAUGUGGAUUCCCUGGUAUGGCCGCGCUAACGGUGCCGAUGACGACGGCUCAGGCACAGUCACUAUUCUCGAGUCCCUGCGUGUGCUGCUUGCCAGUGACUUCCAGCCUGAGCGCACGGUUGAGUUCCACUGGUAUGCCGGCGAGGAGGGCGGUCUCUUGGGGUCGCAGGAUGUCGCGCAGGCGUACAAGCGCGAUGGCCGCAAGGUUGUCGGUAACCUGCAUUUCGACAUGACGGGCUUCUGGCGCCAGAGCGGCGAGGAGCUCAUUGGCCUGGUUGCAGACAACACGGACGAUGAGUCGCGCGCGCUAGUCAAGAAGCUGGUUGGUGAGUACACGCGUCUGAAAACCCGCGAGUUCAAGUGCGGCUACGGGUGCUCGGACCAUGCUAGCUGGAACAAGGCCGGGUUCAGGUCCGCCAUGGCCUUUGAGUCGGACGAGCUCGAGGGCAACACUUACAUCCACUCACCCAAGGAUACCGUUGAGACCCUGGACUUUAACCACAUGCUUGAGUUCUCCAAGCUCGCUGUCGCCUAUGCCUACGAGGUUGGUUAUGACCACGGUUUGGACUAAAUUUAGGGAACAGGUUUUGUUCUUGUAUUCUUUCUGUUUUUUAAAGCAUUUUUACCCUCCCCCACAAAAACAUUGUUGCGU